AGGGAGUUAACACUGGGGAGGAUCAGCACUGAAGAAACAGAGGAUAAUAGGAUCAAAUAUUCAUCUGAGCAGCAGCAAAGCAAAGGCUGCAUAACCAGGUCUUCUCUGUAACUGUUGAACAAGCCUGAUCAUGUUAAGGGAGAGUUUGCCAACAUGUGCAGGUAGACGCUUCCUUCUUUCCUGACAGAGCCGUGUGUGCAUGUGUGGGGAUUCUACUAUCCUGUAUUUGCUCAGUAAGACAGAUGGCGGAAUGCUUUUAAGCUUCACCAGCACCUGAAGAUUUAUUGACGAACAAAGGAUACACCUUCAAGGACUUAUAAAGACAUUCAAGUUGAACAAAAACAGAUCUGACAACAUGCCGCUGAGAACGUCACUGUACAGGAAGCCGUCCUCUGGUCGUUGGACCAGCCGGAAGCGCAGGGAGGUGCUGUCGGUCAACAUGAUCAGCCUCCCGCUGGCUGAUUUCCGCCAUAUCUCACACAUCGGCAGUGAUGCCCAUACGGACAGCUUUGGAGACCUGUCCUUCUUGAAAAUGGGCCACAAUUUGCUGCUGCAAAGCUCCCAGAGUGAGCAGAACCUCUUCCUGGCCUGCUCUCCGCCACCCAAGCCCCCACGUCUGAACUUAGAUGAGGCGGAGGGGUCAGAGAGCCCUGACUGGAAUGCAGACCACCAGAACAUCACGCCUCAGAAGAGGAAGAAAUGCAGCUCCAUGCCGCUUCUGGACAGCGCGGAAGGAGACGAAGAGAUGGAAAAGGAGGAUGGGUACCAAAGAGGGAAUAAAGUUGCUUCCAGUCAGACUCAAAGGUCUGGAUGGGGCAGUCUGAGUUCAGACAAGGACGGGGACUCUACAGACACCUGUGACACAAGUGCUGGGCAGCAAAAGGAUGAGGACAGUGGCUUUUCUUUUAGCCUCGACCUGGGCCCCUCAAUCCUGGAUGACGUACUCCAGGUGAUGAACAAACACAACUAGACGAGAUAUUUGAUGAACAGGGAAGAGGAGCUUGAGAAAUCAUUUGGAAGUCAAAGUGAUUUUGUGGACAAACCUAAUAUCCCUUCAAUCUUGGAUGACGUCCUCUAGGUGAUGGACAAACUCUUGAGACACUUACCAGACUAAGGAGGAGGGCUUUGGAUAGAGUGUGGAAUACGUAGAAGAGAUACAAGUCAGUGAUGCUGUGGGCAACUUAAAAUCCUGAAAGACUGGUUAUUGUUCAGAUAAACUGAAGCUUUCUGACUUUGUGAUCCCUUUACUCCUUUUUAUUCAAUGGAGGAAAAUAACUACUUAAAAAAGACUGAUGAACUUCUUUUUCAGAGAAAAAAAACGUCAUUGUUUUUGGGCUUGUUUAAAAGUUAACCUGCAAUAAUAAAAGGAAGACAUUAAGGUCUCCUUCAAGGCAGCCUUUGCGGAGGUGAAUAUCAGGUUUGAGUUAAUCAUUGAACUCUGUCUAAUAUUAAACUCAAGUUGGACUUUU
This is a messenger RNA of Notolabrus celidotus (New Zealand spotty), 1469 nucleotides long. RefSeq names its product cdc42 effector protein 3. The record is from RefSeq and is a predicted model, not a curated record. The transcript is spliced from 3 exons. NCBI's taxonomy places the organism in Eukaryota, Metazoa, Chordata, Actinopteri, Labriformes, Labridae. Bases 356 to 970 code for a protein of 204 amino acids.